Sorex fumeus (smoky shrew) is the source of this 3501-nucleotide messenger RNA. RefSeq names its product phosphorylase kinase catalytic subunit gamma 1 (gene PHKG1). The transcript has 11 exons. The record is from RefSeq and is a predicted model, not a curated record. Gene Ontology annotation, biological process: glycogen biosynthetic process; protein phosphorylation. Gene Ontology annotation, molecular function: ATP binding; phosphorylase kinase activity; calmodulin binding. NCBI's taxonomy places the organism in Eukaryota, Metazoa, Chordata, Mammalia, Eulipotyphla, Soricidae. Gene Ontology annotation, cellular component: phosphorylase kinase complex. Bases 411 to 1574 code for a protein of 387 amino acids.
GGAGUCUAGAGAUCACUUUCUGCUGUCCUGCCUGGCCCCAAGUCACCCAAACUUCCCUUGUCCGCCACCAGAGGACACCAGCUGGUGAGAUUUGGCAACGGGCUCUGAUGAGCCUUGACCUACAUGCCGGGUUUGCAGUUGUUCUUUAUUUUUGGCAUGUAGCAAAGGAGCAAAGCCUGUAGGAAAAGCAGCGAGAUAUUCUAUCUCGUCAGGAGUGCCUGCUCGGGUAUACUUCAGUCCUCUGUUAUUUCCUCUCCCCAAGGGACUCUGGAACCUUCAGGAUUCUGGCCACUUUCACUCAAAAGCUUUGAAAAUCUGAAUCUGAGGGCUUCCCAGAAGAAGAAACCAAGACAGAAAUUUUGGGGAAAACUACAUUAAAGGUGCUUCCGAGUCCCCUCCAGUCGCUAAGCAUGACCUGGGACGAGGUCCUGCCGGACUCACACUCCGCACAGAGUUUCUACGAGAACUAUGAACCCAAGGAGAUCCUGGGCAGGGGUGUUAGCAGCGUCGUCAGGCGCUGCGUCCACAAACCCACCCGCCAGGAGUAUGCAGUGAAGAUCAUCGAUGUCACCGGUGGGGGCAGCUUCAGCCCUAAGGAGGUGCAGGAGCUGCGGGAGGCCACACUCAAGGAGGUGGACAUCCUGCGCAAAGUCUCGGGACACCCCAACAUCAUCCAGCUGAAGGACACUUACGAGACCAACACUUUCUUCUUCCUGGUGUUUGAUCUGAUGAAGAAAGGGGAACUCUUUGAUUACCUCACUGAGAAGGUGACCCUAAGUGAGAAGGAAACCAGAAAGAUCAUGAGAGCCCUGCUGGAGGUGAUCUGCACCUUGCACAGACUCAACAUCGUGCACCGGGAUCUCAAGCCUGAGAACAUCCUCUUGGACGAUGACAUGAACAUCAAGCUCACAGACUUUGGUUUUUCCUGCCAGCUGCAGCCAGGAGAGAAGUUGCGAGAGGUCUGCGGGACCCCCAGUUACCUGGCCCCCGAGAUCAUUGAGUGUUCCAUGAAUGAGGACCACCCGGGCUAUGGGAAGGAGGUGGACAUGUGGAGCACCGGGGUCAUCAUGUACACCCUCCUGGCCGGUUCCCCGCCCUUCUGGCACCGCAAGCAGAUGCUGAUGCUCAGGAUGAUCAUGAGCGGCAGCUACCAGUUUGGCUCUCCGGAGUGGGAUGAUUACUCGGACACCGUCAAAGACCUGGUUUCCCGCUUCCUGGUGGUGAGUCCGCAGGGCCGCUGUACGGCGGAAGAGGCCUUGGCGCACCCCUUCUUCCAGCAGUACGUGGCGGAAGAAGUGCGGCACUUCAGCCCCCGGGGCAAGUUCAAGGUGAUCCUUCUCACCGUGCUGGCCUCCGUGCGCAUCUACUACCAGUACCGCCGCCUUAAGCCCGUGACCCGCGAGAUCGUCAUCCGAGACCCCUACGCCCUCCGCCCUCUGCGGCGCCUCAUCGACGCCUACGCGUUCAGGAUCUACGGCCACUGGGUGAAGAAGGGGCAGCAGCAGAACCGGGCAGCCCUGUUUGAGAACACACCCAAGGCGGUGCUCCUCUCCCUGGCCGAGGACGACUACUGAGGGUCAGCGGCAGGCCAGGCGGGCUGGGGGCAGCAGAGGGUGGACCACAGGCCUAGGAGUGAGAGUGGUGAGGCCACUACCCUCCCGCAGAGCAGGACCCGCACAUGGGGUGAGAAUAACAGACUGAGCCACACGCCCAAACACCAUGAUGUGCUGGACCUUUAAGGAGACUUUGUCUCCAGCACCCGGUGUUACCAGGUGUUACCAGGACCGUGUUAGGAGAAUCUCAGGGUAGCGGUCACUUGAGAGCAAGAAAGCCGCCGGUGGGUCUUUCUGGAGCACUAUUCGAGACUCCUCCGGACACACAGUUCUGCCUGGUAAAAUCUUCAGUUCUGGAACUUUUACUCACAUUGCAUUUUUAUCUCUCAAUUGUUGUGGGGGUCGUGAGAGCUAUACCCGGUGGUGGUUGGUGUGUUUGUGUGCGCGUGUUGUGGCACUCGGUGCUGGGGACUGAACCCAGGACCCUGCACAUGCAAGAAGGUGCUGUACCACUUCAGCCACACGCCUGGCCCUAACACUGCUCUUUAAAGCACCUGUGGCACUUGACGUGACAAGAGAUUUCAGAAACUAGAUUUCUUCAGGAAGCAUAUGAAGCGCCACAAAUAAGGCAAGUACAAGCAAAGAUUGUCCUUUUGCAGCAAGCUGCUGGGAAGACGAAGAGAGAUCCUGCCUCAAGAAAACACCUUUACAGUUAAUAUUUGACAACUCAGAGGAACACUCAGCUCCCAGCCACAAUCCGUGAGUCAGGCGUCUUGUCCAAGGUCAGAGUCCUUUCCCUCCUGCCGAGGGAUGGUCAAAGGGGAAGGUCAUUUCUGAGACUGACGCGUUCGGACAUUGGCUGUGUUUGGAAUAAGGCCAGGAAAGGCCACGAGGCCCCGGCACGGCUGCUCACAGCUCCUGUCGGCCUGCAUCGGCAGCACAGCGGAAGCCCAGGUUGUCUGAGGCUGAAUCUGGCGUGUUGCCCAUCCUGUCAUCAGAGAAGGAAAGAGACAACGGACUUUUUGAGAAAAAGCUGUUUGGAGCCUUACCCAAUUUCCUGCCCAGGCCUCUGUGGUCGGACAUCCAAAGCCUAGAGAGGACCUGAUCUAGAACGCCACCUGGUGCAAACAUGUGCCACGCAUGUGUGUGCUACUCCUGAGGAAAGGGGAUGAGAAUGGAUCGUGGGGGCAGGAAGGAGAGUUCGGAGGUGAAGGUUCUCGCUGUACCAACCCUGGUUCAACCCCUUGCACCACAGGUGAACCCCUGAGCACAGAGCCAGGAGUAAGGCCAGAGCAUUGCCACCAAGUAUGGCUCCAAAAUAAAAUAGCAAAUAGGAAGGAAAAAAAAUGCCUGUGGGAUAAAGGAAGAGCAACUGAGAGUGACCUUGAGAGAUUCUACUGGGCGGCAGGUAGAAGAAUAGCUAAUACCUUAGAAUAACUCAUUGGAAAAAAGACCACUCUGUAAGAAACGAGAAUAUGACAGCACCAAACAACACUGUAGAUUUUCCAAAGCACCUCCCUAUAGCUCUUCUUGUGAGUACCGGAAGGUGGGGUUUGACCACCAGUACAGAGAGGAAGAUUCCCAUGCCCUGUCCAAGGCCUGUCACUGGCCCCAGCAUCACCAAAUGGGCAGCAGAGCUGGUUUCUAAGUCGGAUUUUUUCAUUACUGUUGUAAAAAAAGAAAAAAAAAACAAAACAAAAACCCAGAAAACUAGGGGCUCAGUGUGUCAAAGGAAAGGCCUUCUCCAGUCAUUUUGGAAUGCAAGAGCAGGAACUGCAGGGAGAGUGAUGAAAAUUAACCUACAAAUGAACCAAGGACAGAAUCCGAAAGGAAACCUGGGACCCUGGAGCUCUACCAUGUGUUGUCACCAUCUGUGGGGAAUAAGCAGCAAACUGGAUUCCAUCAGAAGUAAAUGAAAUACUCCAAAUAAGACAAAUGCAAGCACAGA